UCGCCCAUUGCCUACGGCUUGGCUUGUAGCAGACAUUUGACCAGUAUUCACUUCAAAACACAGGACCUGUGUUCGCGGGUAAAGUUUACCCGGAAGAAGCUCCUUUAUGGCGUUGUCUUCUGGCUUUCUUCGUCAAAAGUCUUCUCCGUAAAACAGGAAUAACGACCUUCGUCUUCUUCUUCUUCUUCUUCUUCUUCUUCUUCUAUCUACUUUUCUCAGACGUCUUCUCUGUUUUUUAUUUUUAAAACUUCAUUGAUAUCUGUUGAUUUUUUCUCUUUCUCGGCAACACCCGCCAGAAAAGCAAAAUCAUCUCAGCCUUACUUGUUCAUUUCAAGAAUCAGGAUCAACAAGAUUGCGGACUUGGCAAUUGAUUCAGACUAUGGGAAGGCAUUUGCAGGGUGAGAAUUCUGAUGCUCAAUUGGUGGACUAUGGGUAUCAUCCAGGCUGCAUGUGGGGCAUAUUUCAUGUUCUUGACUACCACCAUUGGCAUGAUGUGAAAAAAGUACUUUCUCACAGAAACCACCGCAGAGGUAGACGUGCCAUAUGCUAUGGAGAUCCAAAAACAAUUUCUACAAAGUCUGAAGUUGGUGCUGCACAUGGAUUUUUAGAUGCCAAAGCAGACCACUGUGUGCCAGAAAAACGUUCAACAAGAGCAAGCUUGCAAAAACCCCACAAAAAACCAGUAAGUUCUAAGGAGAAGCAUAAGGGAGAGGAAUACGAACACCAGAAUGUAGGUUUCUCCGCACACCCACAGUUGCAGCAAAUUGACUCAAUUCAUCCCUUUGAUUAUUCAGACUAUCACCUUGGUGAAGGAUGCUCUGGUUGGAUGAAUCCAGUUGUUCUCAUUCCCAACAGAGCUAGGGCCUCUGGCAGCAGAUUGAAGAGUUUGUCUCUACCAAAUAAUGCUAAGAGUUGCUGGGAACAAGACGAGCAUUCUGAGAAGUCUGGAAUUUUUCCUGAAAAAGUCCAACAGGCGUUGAACAAUCAAAAGCAGAUGGAUAAGAAGCUUAAUGGAAAAUUAUCUAAUGAUAAGGUUAAAGAGUAUGUAGAUAUUCAGGAAAUAUUCAAGGUUAAGAAAGAUAUUUUCAUGAAAAUCCUACAAGAUCCUGAUGUUGGUAUUACAAAGCAGUUCCCGGGUACUCUCAACAGGAAACUAAAGCUAACCAAAUCAGGUUCGUUUCCUGCAAAUGAUUCAUCUGGUGUUCGAUAUCUUAGGCCUACCACACUUGAACACAAAAAGUAUGAAAAUUGGUCUUCCCGGAUUGGAGAAAAUUUGCUUGCUGCUAGAAACGUGCCAAAAUCUGAUGCAUCUAAGUCUCAGAAAGAUCAUCGUGUUAAGUCAGAACCUGAGGGUACUUUGGACAACCUGAUGAAGCAAAAAACAAGCCUUGUCUCUUUUGGUUCGUCCUCGAUAGUUGAUAAUCAAGGGUGGAAUCAAAUGGUCUUAAAUCAUUUCAAAGUAAUUAAGAAGAGGAUAAAGCAUGUACUCAAGGAGAAAAGAAAGAAGAAUAAGCACACAACCAGGGUUUCCCUCCAAAGUGUGCCUUCUGGAAGUGAUUUAGCUACUAAUGAGAAAGUGAAGAAAGAAGCAUCACAAGUUAUGGAACAUGGAAAAGAUGGUGUAGAGAAACCAAGAAAUCAACAUGAAACUGAUAUUUCUGAUUAUGAUCUCACCAAAAACACAAUCCACUUAGUGAGAAGAACAAGAUCUCUAAAUGAGUCGGUGGGUAAAUACGUUCAGUUGUUUGAGCGUAGUUUUGGAAGGGAGGUCAAGUGGAAUCAUUCUAAGAGCUUAAGUUUUGCAGGGGAAGAUAAGGUUGCAGCAAAAGGACAUGCUCCAAAAUUCUUCAGAAGGAUUUCCUCCCUGUCUGAUCUUGAGUCCUUUUGUUCCUUAGUAAAAGAAGUCUCAGGCGAUGCUCUCUCUUCAAACACGCUUAUUGGCGUUGCCACAAAUUCUGGUUUGACAAGAGAAAAUGAUACUCAAUGGGAAUCAAAUUCAAUUGGCGCUUCUGUAAAUACAGAUAAAGUCAAACAAAUUGAGACUGAAUAUGAGAAUGAUAUGGUUGAAAAAAGUGAAAGCGGAGAGGAAAUUGAUCUUUCAGAUGGUCUAGUAGAGACUAAAUACGACAAGGAUAGUGCAAGGAUAUAUGAGGUUAUAGAGAUAGCUGCUCCAGCAAACGAGGAUAGGUAUGCAAAUCAGUAUCAAGAUAGUUGUUCCACAACGAGUUCAAGAGGAGACCUUCAACAGCAAAAUUCAGUUUCAGGUCAAGAAUCUUAUUCUCCAGGCAAUCUAAUGGGGCCUCUAGAAUGUCCAUUCUCAGAAGGUAUACAUUCUCUUGGCAUGUUUAUUAUUGUUUUAUUCUCUGUAUAUACAUUUGCUUCGAUAAUCUAGAUUUCAUUAUAAAUUUCAUUUAACA
Carica papaya (papaya) is the source of this 2417-nucleotide messenger RNA. NCBI's taxonomy places the organism in Eukaryota, Viridiplantae, Streptophyta, Magnoliopsida, Brassicales, Caricaceae. The record is from RefSeq and is a predicted model, not a curated record.